AUGGAUGCUGUAAGUGAUCGAAUAGGAUUAGUUAAUGGUGCAAAUAGAUUAUAUACAAUGGAUGGUCAAUUAAUUAAAUCGUUGGAAGAACUUGAAAAUGAUAAGCCAGUUAAACCGUGUCGUUUAUCACGCAGCGUUGAAUUGAAUAAAACGAAUGCUAAAUCGACGUCUAAACAUGCAAAACAAUCUAUUUCUAAUAAGGAGAUCAAUGAACAAUCGCAACAAUCUGACAAUGUGAAUUUGAAACCGAGCCAUAAAAAAGAAGGUUCAAAGUCAAUUUUGGCUUUAAACAGAGAUGAUACUUCUAUUGAAUCGAAGAAAACAAAUGAAAGAUCCAAUCGAGUAUUAAAGCCAACAAAAAUUGCUAGUACAGCGAACAAUGCAAACAAUAUGCAAGGAAUAUUAUCCACUAAAAAAAGUCAAUUUCUACUAAUCGAAGCUAAAAAUUAA
Molecule: messenger RNA, 450 nt
Organism: Dracunculus medinensis (Guinea worm)
Lineage: Eukaryota; Metazoa; Nematoda; Chromadorea; Rhabditida; Dracunculidae
Source: the annotation of a GenBank genome assembly